CCGAAGGCUACCGUGGAUAUUUUUCUCUAACAAGUAAAAAUACUUUCUCUCUCUAGCAUCCCUCCGAUUCCCAUUUUUCGCCAUUUUCGCCAUUUUUCUUUCACUUUCUUGGCUUAUUUCCCCUGGAAAGAAGAAGAAAAACAUCAUAAACCCCAAACCAUAAACUCCCCUGGAAAUGAAUACUUGAUGUUAUAUUGAAUAACCCUUUUGAUUUGAAUAUUUCAGAUCUGUGGAUCUUUUUACCACUACGCUUAUGUUGAUGAGAUCUAAGUUACAGAAACAUACCAAAGACAGAGAGAAAACAAGCUCGUGAGAAGAAUCUAAAUGAAAUUUCAUUUAUACCAUCUUCGGAGCCGUUGUUGUUCUACAGUGAGCUUGGACAGCUGACACCUGUUAUCCAAAUUUCAUCACUGCAACAUACUCAGGCUUUUUUGCUCUUUACUGUUUUCGCUUCAGAAACAAAAGAAACUGUGACGAGAGAGAGAGAGAGGGAGAGAGAAUAUUGAAUGCUUACUUAGGGCUUAACUGGCUUCAUCCGUCUCGCCGGCGACUAUCUUGCCGGAAAAGCAUGAGAGUAGUGUUUCAAUGGAGGACGACGACGACAUCGAGACACAACAACACCAACAACAACAAACAAGCAGAAAGCUACAGAGACUCUCCUCCGACAAAACCGAAAUGAGGGAUUGGAGCGAUCCAUCGUCGCGUAUCAUUAGGGUUUCACGAGCUUCCGGUGGCAAAGACCGACACAGCAAAGUCUUAACAUCAAAAGGGUUGAGAGAUCGGAGGAUACGUCUCUCCGUCGCUACAGCAAUCCAGUUCUACGAUCUCCAAGACCGUCUCGGGUUCGAUCAGCCGAGCAAAGCCGUCGAGUGGCUUAUCAACGCGGCUUCUGAUUCGAUCUCCGGUUUGGAUCCGAUCGACACGAACUUCGACCAGACGCUCUCGCUGUCCAAAUCCAGCACAUCUGAGAGCUCGCUGUUGUCUUUGUCUAGGACAGAGAGUCGUGGCAAAGAGAGAGAGAGGACAUCGAAAGAGAGAGACAAUAAAGACUUGCAAAGCUCCUUCACUCAGCUUCUCACAAGCGGUUUCGACGAACCGAACCGGAAUUGGACCGGUGGUGGUUCUUCUGAUUGUUUCAACCCGGUUCAGCUCAUGCCAAACUCAAACUCCUUGAAUCAUCGUCAAGAACCGUCGUUGAAUCAUCAUCAUAGUCAAAACCAAUACUCUUUUGUACCGAACUACAACUUUGGAAUCUCUUCUUCUGAUUCUCCCGGAGCAACCGGUUGUUACAGCAGUAGGGGGACCCUUCAGUCCAAUUCACAAUCUCUCUUUCUCAACAACAAUAACAAUAUCAAUCAAAGAUCGAUAUCUUCGUCUUCUUCUUCAUCUUCUCCAAUGGACAGUCAAAGCAUUUCUUUUUUCAUGGCUCCGCCUCUCAACCACCAUAGUCCUCAGCUUCCAGAGGCUUUUGACGGCCGGUUAUAUCUCUAUUACGGUGAAGGAAACCGGAGCUCCGGCAUUAGUUAAUGUUGUAAUAGUACCAUGUCUUUUGGUUUCUUGAUUUUUGUAAAAGAAAGAUGGUUUAUUGGGGCGUGGGUGGGCAUUGAGUCUUAUCUUUAUUUGUGUGUCUCGAAGUAAUGACAUUUUAAGAUUGUAACUUGAUGGCAUGUGGAUGCAUUUGAAAAGAGGGCUUUCAUAGUCUGUGUUUGUCUCCUCAUGUGUUCCAUGUUGGGUUCCCUUCUUACUAGCAUAUUCACUUUG
Messenger RNA from Raphanus sativus (radish), 1761 nucleotides. RefSeq names its product transcription factor TCP24. Gene Ontology annotation, biological process: regulation of secondary shoot formation. NCBI's taxonomy places the organism in Eukaryota, Viridiplantae, Streptophyta, Magnoliopsida, Brassicales, Brassicaceae. The record is from RefSeq and is a predicted model, not a curated record. The coding region runs from base 586 to 1527 and encodes 313 amino acids. Gene Ontology annotation, molecular function: sequence-specific DNA binding; DNA-binding transcription factor activity. Gene Ontology annotation, cellular component: nucleus. The transcript has 2 exons.